AUGGGGAGUAGUGUAACGGAAUCAAUGUCUUCCGAUGUAUUAGAUUUGACAAAUUUUGAUUCAUGUGGCCAUUUAAGUCCUUUUAUACUGACUAGUCCAAGGUCAUUGUUAGCAUGCCGUAAGGCUAAAAUUAAGGCAAGUGGAUUAGUUUGUAUCGAUAUUAUAUUUGUUUUACAUUUUUUAUUUUCUUAGCCUAAUGAGUUAUUAUAUAAGAGUGCGGCAGAUGUUUCUAAAGAUUUAGGAGUGUCAAUCAAGUUAGCUUACCCAGUUUAUCAACAACAUGAAAAAAUUAGACAAGGCAAGUUUUAA
Cinara cedri is the source of this 309-nucleotide messenger RNA. The record is from the annotation of a GenBank genome assembly. Lineage: Eukaryota; Metazoa; Arthropoda; Insecta; Hemiptera; Aphididae.